UGUGUGUGUGACUGGAGUCCGAGCGACACACACCGCCCUCCUCUCUGAUCGCACACACUCCCGAAAACACACUUUCAGUAUUUAAAGUCUUCAUUCAUAAAACCAGCAGCAUGGACCUGGACCCCACCGUCAUCAUUCCCGCCAUCCUUUUCACCGUCGUCGCCGUUUAUUUCGCCUCUUCGCUCCUCAGCAAGAAGCCCGACGCCUCCUCCUCCUCCUCCUCAGCCGGGAACAAGAAGCCCAGAGUCGGCUACGGAGACGACGUCCCUCCGUCCAGAGCUCUGGGGGAGCAGCUCCGACCCGAGCCCGAAGUCUCCCCGCGCCCUGAAGCUCCUGCUCCGGCUGUGGAGGACAUCGGAGCCGCUGAGAAGAUCCAGGACGUUCCGGAUUCACAAGUGAAGGCGGUCCCAGAACCAAAACCAGCACCAGAACCUGUCCCAGAACCAGUGAAAGCACCAGAACCUGUCCCAGAACCAGUGAAAGCACCAGAACCUGUUCCAGAACCAGAAGUCACAGUACCAGAGACUGUACCAGAACCAGUUGCAGCACAAGCAGUAGCUGCAGUACCAGAACCUAUGCCAGAACCUGUAUCAACAGCAGAGCCUGUCCCAGAGCCAAUAUCGGCACCAGAGCCUGUCCCAGAGCCUGUCCCAGAGCCUGUCCCAGACCCAGUAUCAGCACCAGAGCCUGUCCCAGAACCAGUAUCGGCACCAGAGUCUGUCCCAGAGCCUGUCCCAGACCCAGUAUCGGCACCAGAAUCUGUCCCAGAGCCUGUCCCAGACCCAGUAUCGGCACCAGAAUCUGUCCCAGAGCCUGUCCCAGACCCAGUAUCGGCACCAGAAUCUGUCCCAGAGCCUGUCCCAGAGCUGGUUGCAGUGCCUGAUCCAGACCCUGUGGUCGAGUCUGAACCAGCACCUGAAGUGAUCCUGCAGCCUGUGGCUGAACCAGAAGGAGCUGUGGAGGACUCUUCACUGGAGCUGGUCCCUGGUUCCACAGAGGACAGCCUGCCGACCCCUGAACACGUGGCAGAGGCUUCACCCGAGCCCAAACCCGAACCUGACCCAGAGACCGUCCUGAACAACGAUGUGGCUGCAGCUGAAGAUACAGUGAAGUUCACUCCGGGAAAGAAACAGAGCAAGUUUGAGACCCUGAUGACGAAGGAGGAGAUCGAGGAGGAGCAGAGGAUAGAGCUUACAUCUGAUUUGACCUGUCUGUAAUCAGCCUCAGCAGACAGAGUGUUAGGAGGGAGAUGAACAACUGAAGGAUCCACAUAAGACUUCAAACCCCCGCCUUAGAGCUGAUCUGUGAAGAGGAGGAGGAGGAGUGAAGAAUGAACCUAUGCAUUUAGUAGGAGAUUAAAAACCUGCCCGUCUUUGUGUUAGCUGAGCUUUUUCUGGGAGGGGAACCAGAGCUUUCAGGCGUCCUUUCACCAAAGUGCCUUCAGGAAUCUGCUGUUUGUCUGAAGAUAAGAGAAAAGUUUCAGGCGUCAAACCCUGAAAACCAAGAGUUGUGUUAACUGAAGCUUUGUGUGUAGUUAUUGUGAUAAAAGGGCAGAGGAAGGAUUGUGUGACAUUUUCUGUUUUUAAUGUGUCAUGUAAACCUGAAGCGUCGGCUGUGUCAGUCAGCGUGGAAUAACCUGUGCCUCUCACCUUUCUGCAGAGUUUGGUUUGGAUGUUAAACAUGAAAUAAACGUGUGAAACUGU
This is a messenger RNA of Toxotes jaculatrix (banded archerfish), 1703 nucleotides long. Its product is annotated as protein TsetseEP-like. The record is from RefSeq and is a predicted model, not a curated record. Lineage: Eukaryota; Metazoa; Chordata; Actinopteri; Toxotidae. The coding region runs from base 111 to 1217 and encodes 368 amino acids. The transcript is spliced from 5 exons.